AACACCUUUCUCUUUUGUCCUAGUUCUGGACACGGCAGGCCAGGAGGAGUUCAGCGCGAUGCGGGAGCAGUACAUGAGGACUGGAGAUGGUUUCCUUAUAGUCUACUCUGUGACAGACAAGGCCAGCUUUGAGCAUGUGGACCGUUUCCACCAGCUGAUCCUCAGAGUCAAAGACAGGGAGUCCUUUCCAAUGAUUUUGGUGGCAAACAAAGUUGAUCUAAUGCAUUUACGGAAAAUUACAAGAGAACAGGGAAGAGAAAUGGCAACAAAACAUAAUAUUCCGUAUAUAGAAACUAGUGCCAAGGACCCCCCUCUAAAUGUUGACAAGGCUUUCCAUGAUCUUGUAAGGGUAAUAAGGCAACAGAUCCCAGAGAAAAGCCAGAAGAAGAAGAAAAAGACCAAAUGGAGAGGGGAUCGAGCCACAGGCUCCCACAAACUCCAGUGUACAAUUUUGUGACGGGGGCACUCAGGAGCACCUUGGACAUCUCCCUCCUGCUCCCAACCCACCAUGACCUGAGGCUCCCAGAGACUCUGGCUUGGAGGAGGUGGCUCGAGGGGUCUGGACCCCAGCAAUCAGCUGGAGGGGUUCCUCGUGGGGCUGCAUGGAGCAGUGCUAGCAGGAGGUGGAAGAGAGCAACAGGACUUUGAUGCUCGGACGUUCCCAGCUCCUUCCAGAGGCCUCCAUGGUGUGUGUUUAAAA
Molecule: messenger RNA, 700 nt
Organism: Meleagris gallopavo (turkey)
Lineage: Eukaryota; Metazoa; Chordata; Aves; Galliformes; Phasianidae
Source: RefSeq, a predicted model, not a curated record